UACAGAGCGAAGAGGGAGAGCGCCGUCUCAUCCAGCAACUUAAGAGAGUCGGUUUGAGCACAUACAAGUACAGACCGGCCGAGAGGUUUGCUCUACAUGGCUUGUCUCCUUAGAGGAACUUACAACAUCUGCAGCAGCCUUCUUGCCUUUGGAUUUAUUAACGUGUUGAAUUGUGUAUUUUUCCUGGCUUUUUUUAAUGAAUAGCGCUUUAUUUUGACAUCCUACUUGCCUGCUUCCUAACCUAACACCCUUCUGGUCACCUAAACACCCAAUCCCCAAACCCCAUCCCACAACCAUCACCCCCUAACCCCACGACAUCACACAGCAACACCCCAACUCGGGCGGAUUCGUCUGUACUUCAUGGGGCUCUCUGCCUUGCUCGGAAGAUGCGGGUUUUUUCGCAGCUGAGCACUCCACUACCACUUGUGCAAGGAUCGGAGUUGCUGGUGCAUGUCUGCGUUUUCUGUCCGCGUCGCUUUUCUUUUGGAGGGACGCAGCUGAACUGAAAUGGGCUUCUCGGCGACAGCGCUACAAGAGCCUAGACGCCGGCAGCAGUGGAACAGGAGGACACUGGGAGAUAGGGUUUUUAUCGCCUUGGUAACAUUUAUAACGACUUUACCUGUUCACCAACUUCGCGCUUUCCCUACCUCCCUGAGCGACUGCCAAACACCCACAGGAUGGAACUGCUCCGGUUAUGAUGACCGAGACACUGACCUCUUUCUCUGCGACACAAACACAUGCAAGUUUGACGGGGAAUGUUUGAGAAUUGGAGACACUGUGACGUGCGUCUGUGAGUUUAAGUGCAACAAUGACUACGUGCCAGUGUGUGGCUCCAACAAUGAAAACUACCAGAAUGAGUGCUACCUGCGAAAAGAUGCUUGCAAACAGCAGACAGAAGUGCUGGUGGUGUCAGAGGGAUCCUGUCCUGUUGAUGCAGGAUCAGGCUCUGGGGAUGACGGGGGAGAGGGCUCAGGAGAGACCAACCAGAAGGAACCAUCCACGUGUGACAUCUGCCAGUUUGGUGCCGAGUGUGACGAGGAUGCAGAGGAUGUGUGGUGCGUCUGUAACAUCGACUGCUCCCACAUCAGCUUCAACCCUGUCUGCGCCUCUGAUGGCAAGUCCUAUGACAACCCAUGUCAGGUGAAGGAGGCCUCUUGUCAGAAGCAGGAGCGUAUUGAAGUGAAGUACCUGGGCCGUUGUCAAGAUGACAUGACCACAGGGGCAAAGACUGGGGAUGGCCAUUAUGCAAGAACGGAUUACACAGAGGAGAACACGAACAAACUAGAGGAGGCAGCAAGAGGCCUAUAUAUCCCCUGUCCAGAGCACUACAAGAACUACUGCGUUCAUGGCAACUGUGAAUAUCCCAGCGGUAUGCUGCCUCCUUCCUGCAGGUGUGACUCAGGCUUCAGCGGGCCUCAGUGUGACACCAAGGAGUACAACGUUCUGUAUGUGGUGCCAGGCUCAGGGAAGCUGCGCUAUGUCCUCAUCGCGUCCAUUAUUGGAGCUGUGCAGGUUGCCAUCAUCUGUGUGGUGGUAUUAUGUAUAACACGCAAAUGUCCAAGGAGUAACAGGAUAAACAGGCAGAAACAAAAUGCAACGCACUACAGUUCAGAAAACACAAUGCGAGCUUCAACCCGGCUCAUCUAAGGACCAUGCAAGAGUACUGAACCAAUGCCCCCCAAACCUGACCUCCCACCUCAACACUGCGGACUGCUCACAGCUGCGCAGGGGCAGGGGGGUGUCUCUCUGGACUGGGGGAGGAGCUACACAUGUUGCCUUGCAUUUGUGGUACACGACACCAAUGAAGACAUGAUACUAUGGCUAUAUUUGAUUAUGUAUGAAUAUAUUUCAAAUAGUUAUACAUUGUCUUGAUGGGGUUUUUUCUGUAAUGUAAAUAAAUAAUUUAUAUCACAA
Messenger RNA from Lepisosteus oculatus (spotted gar), 1914 nucleotides. RefSeq names its product transmembrane protein with EGF-like and two follistatin-like domains 2a (gene tmeff2a). NCBI's taxonomy places the organism in Eukaryota, Metazoa, Chordata, Actinopteri, Semionotiformes, Lepisosteidae. Gene Ontology annotation, molecular function: protein binding. The record is from RefSeq and is a predicted model, not a curated record.